GCUUUGUUGUCAUUUGGUGGAGAUGUGUAUGGUGGUGACCAGGUAGCCUAACAUGUUUAAAAACCGACAUUUCAGAUUUUGACAAUGCCUGGACUGAUCGCAUUUAACAGAAGAUGGGGGAUAGGGUCGGAUGAUUUCGUUUUUCCAGGGCUUCUAGAGAUAUUUUUACGGACAGUCUGGUUGAUAGCCAUAACCAUUGUAUACAGUGUACACAGUGAUGCAAUCUUCCAUUGCGUAGAUGGUAGUCUGUUGCAGACCUAUUACAUUGGUGUGAUAGUUCUGCUAUGUGUGACAAUUCUAAUCUGUGCGAGCAUAGUAUAUGUCAGUAUGCAGGGCACUAUGAUGAGAGCAAAACCAAGAAAAAAGCUAGCCAAAUUGCUAUAUAUAAAACUCGUUAUCACAAUUCCAGAAAUUGUCUGGAACAUUCUAGGAACAUACUGGUCUUUCCUUCGGUCCAGCAAUUGCCAGGAGUUUGUUGUAAAGACAAUACAGGGAGCUGUCAUCACAGGGUGGAUAUUAGGAGUGCUUGUCAUCAUAGGGAUAGCAAUUGUGUUUGACCCAUUGGGGAAGACGCAUGUCAAAUCAAGAGCUUCCAGUGACUUACAGAGUGAUGAAAGGUCUCAGUUUUUUGAGGGUGCUAUGAUUGCAGCAAAACAGACAUGGGAAAAGAGAUGCAGAUUUUUAUGUUGUUGUAUACUGGGAGAUGAGCAGAGCAAGGAUGCAUUUGAUGAUAUCAGUAAACUUUUAGCAGAUUUCUUUCAGGAUCUGGACUUGGUAGCCACUGACAUUGCCGCUGGUCUUAUACUGGUGCAGAAGGAGCAGGAAAAACUCACCAACACUGGCAAAUCUUACAACACAUUCGCAAAACCCUCUACAGGUAUAAAGCCAGUAGGGGGUAGUGGUGACAGCCCCUGCGGACCUGCCCCAUGGAUGACUACCAAUAACAUGCACCACUUCAUGAAAUAUGCAGCAGGCAGCUAUGGAUGGCCAAUGUAUAUGUACAGUUACCUGGCAACAGGACUUUGUCGACUUUGUGGGGCGUGUAGAUGUCAGGCAUGCUUUGAUGGAGGAGAGGUCAUCGAUGACAACUGUUGUCAGUGUCACACGGCAGCCAUUCGGCGUCAGAUCAGAAUAGCAGAUAGUGACCUUCCCUAUGUCAGUUUCCAUAACAAGAUUUAUCAAAUCCCAUUUUAUGUAGCAAUCGACAGAGCUCAUCAGACAGUGGUAGUGUCAAUCAGGGGAACUUUGUCAUUGAAGGAUGCUGUGACAGAUAUGUCAGCAGAGAAUGACCCCCUGGAGAUGUUAGAGAAUGCUAAGGGACACAGAGGCAUACUACAGGCUGCUAAAUACAUCAAGGAACAACUACAAACCAAAGGCAUACUGGAGACAGCAUUCCAACAAGUUCAGGGAGCUGGACUGAUGAUAUGUGGCCAUAGUUUAGGGGCUGGUGCUGCGGCUAUGUUGGCUCUACUACUGAAAUCCGAAUAUCCAGAUGUGCGUUGCUUCGCUUUUUCUCCACCUGGAGGUCUGUUGAGCUACAAUGCAAGUGUCUUCUGUCGAGACUUUGUAUGUUCUGUGAUACUGGGGAGAGACUUCAUUCCGAGAUUAGGCCUUGUUUCUAUGGAGGAUUUAAAGGCAAAAACUUUGCAAUGUAUUGUUAAUUCCAAAGUUCCAAAGUACAGAGUUUUGAUGCGUGGAGUGUGGGAACUGUUCUGUAGCUGUAAGGAUAACAGUCAGACAUCAGUCAGUGAUACAAGAAUCCUAGUGGAUGAGGACACAUCAAAUCCCCCACAACAAAUAUUGGAGGAAGCAAUUCAGCACACAAUAGAAAUUAGGGAGCAGUACAAGGUCACUCACACACCCAUGUAUCCCCCAGGACAGAUCCUACAUAUGCAGGAAGUGGAAACUGACAGGAGAUGUUUUGAGGAUCCAUCCUAUUUUGCCGAGUGGAAAGAUCCAAAAGAUUUCACAGAAAUUCUAGUCUGUCCAGAAAUGGUGGGUGACCACUUCCCUGACAAAGUCAUGAAAGCCUUAGGCCAACUUAGUGAGAAAAAUUUCACCCCGAAGUCCAAAUAUGGAGUUCAGUCUGCCAACACAAAUGUCUAGUCAUGCCAAUAUGUUGUUCUCUGAAGCCAAAACUUCUGACUGUUAUUCACAUUUAUUUCAUUUUCCAUGAUUCAUUGUACUGAUACUUAUGAACUCUUUUAAUUUUUUAUUUGAUAAUGUAUUUUUAAGAAAAAUCUAUAUUUUUAAGGGAUGAAAAAUGUAUGAGUACUUGUACUGAUUGGAUACUGGAUAUUAUGUAUUCACGAUGGUUCAUGCUGCCUUAUAUCAGUAUUUUAUGAAUUCCAUGGUUCAUAGCCACUUUUGAUUUAUUUUUUUUAUCCUCGAAUAAAUUUGUAGCUCUUAGAAAUACAUGUACCGGUAAUCACCAGUUUUUUUAAAAGGCUAUACAUAUCCAAAAUUUAUGGAAUAGAAAUAUGUAGGGAAAAUGUGAUUAUUAAAUCAGUUGGAAUUCAAUUUCACUGUAUAAAAUGGUAAUUAUAUAUGAUAUUGCAUUAUAAGUUGUCGUCCAUAAUCUGUUCAAGUUUUCCACUUCACAUGCCAAAGGUAUUGCCAUAAAUUAUGGCCACAUUAGAAUGAGGUUAUUAGAAUAAUCUUCUGACUGAGAUAUUUAGUUAAAGUUUUGUAUAUUUUGAAAUCUAAUUUUUUAAGGUACUUAGACAGCAUAUGAUCGAAAACUAGAAGUAGUAUUAGAUAACACAUUAUGAAUUUUAACUUUACAAUGAAAUUACCAAAGGUUUGUUACAUGUAUAUUAUAUGCUUUAUAAGAGCCCAGCAUUGAAGAAGCCUUGUAUUUUCAAUCUGUUUGUCUGGUUCAUCUUGCCACAAUUUUCUUUUAUUGCCAUCUCUUUUAUCGUAGGCGUCGGACUGCAAUGAAAUUUUACACAUUAGCUUACCAUCAUGUGUAGAUCUAGAAUUACAGGACUUUGAUUGUCAAUACAGUAUCAUAGAAAUAUCCUGUAUUAACUCAAAAAAUGCUUUAUGUUAGUACAGACAAGGUGAAGGGAUGGGGAGGGGAAAGGAGAAAUAGAGGAGGAAUGAGGAUUGAGAUGUGGAAGAAAAGACGAAAUCUUCCUGUCCAUCCCUCUUUAUGUGAUAUUUUAUUGCCUCACAGUUUUGGGGGUUUAAUUGUUAAAAGGAAAACACAAAAAUCUCCUACAAUAUACUUUGGACUGCAAUGAAGUUUUAUACUGUGCUUACCAUCUUGCAUCAUGUACCUAAGAUCAUUUGCAAUAGGUCAAGAUUAUAGGAAACCAUGUCAAAAAAGUUCUUGAAGUAUUGAAUGACCCCUCCUACAAUGUAACACUUGCUGGACCCUUGCUGACUGGUCAGUUUUUAGUUAAGCUAUCAUAUCAUAUUGGUCUUCAGAGAGAAAUCCUAUACAAGCUCCUUCAUAAGGAAGUAUUUAAAUCAUAGACAACACACUGUCCAUAUAUAUGUUGGUAUUCCUUUGCUUUAGUAGUUUUACUGCACCCUCGGUGAAUUGGGUUAAACUCAAUCUCAAAUGAUCAUUUGAAGAAUAUUCUAAUUGCAUUUAUCAUAUACUUGGUAAUGAUUAAACUGAUUCUGCACUGUGGGAUACAUAUUAUCACAAUAGCUGGUAUCAAUGACCAGUCUGGAACCUCACAUCACAUAUCAGACCGGCUGACAAAAUGCAUAUCAGUCCAGAAAUUGUUAUAUACAUGUACUUCCUCAAAAAAAGAGCACAUAUGAUGAGUUCUUAAUUUCGUCAACAAGUUUAUUAAAUUUUGAAACAACUAUAAAUCUUAAAGAAAGAUAAAGUAUAUUAUGUGUGCAUGCAAUGAAUAUACAAAAUGAACAUUUAUUUACUUUUAAAACUGAAAAAAUUUAACCCACAUGUGAUAAAUAGAAUACUGUUAUGUAAAUUCAGCUCUAUGACCCAGUAUCAGAUCAAAAUUCCCCUCAAAACACUAUUCUGUAUGCAUACAUGUACAAUAUUUAUGUAUAUGAUAAACAGAACACAUGCUAGAUCCAUAUCAAAUGUCAUAUCAGCCCAAGUGGCCCCAUAUCAGUCCUCGAGCUAAUAUGACAUAUGAUGUGGAGUUUAGCAUGUAAAGAUCUUAAUUUAUCAUGCAAUUAUGUCAUGUAAUAUCUUUUGAGUUAAGCCCAGGUUUUUUCACCAUUUCCUAGUAUCUAUGAAAAAUGAAGUAUUUGCUGAGUUCAUAUUAUUACUUCAACAUAUCUGCAAUAUCCAUGUUUUAAUUAUUUGGUGUUUUUAUUGUACUCUUUAAAUUAUAUUUAUGCACAUUACUAAUCUUGUUGGUUUAACCAUAUAGUCUUUUGUUGCAAGUUCAGAAUGAUGUCCUUUUAACGUUAUAUACUCUGUGCAUUUCAUACACAUUAUGCAGGACUCUGUUGUCAUCAUGAAGUUUUGCAUGUUACUCUUUCAAGCUAUGGCUGGGCACAAGAUACAAAAUUUGGUAUCGGAAAAUUUUAUGCAACUUGAAUUUUUGGAACCUUUUUUCAUAAUUGAUUGGUAUGAUUUAGUAUGUAUGUGUCUCAGAAAGAUCUUACAACAAACAAGUUGAAUUUGUGAAUUGUAUUAAACGUUAGUGUUACAAUAGCAAAAUCCCCCCCCCCCCCCCCCAAAUAUUGUAUUUAUAAUUUGGCCAAAAAAGGUGAUGUCAAUCAGAAAAAAAUGGCAAAGGAAAAGUGAAAUACAUGCUAAAAUUAACAGCUUCCAAUGUACAUUGUAGUGUCAAGAGAGUCCAUUUGAUAAACAUAUCCUUUUUUUAAUGCUUUAAACAUCCCCAUAAUGGCAGAAAUCGUUAAUGUAUAACGAUGUAUGUAUACUCUCAUCUUUAUUUAAUUUCUAAAGAAGUGUUCAAUUCUUGAAAUGAUACCAAAAGUGUUUGUUGACUUGGGUUUUAAAAACCUACUUCUGGUCAAAUUCCCAAUUGUUCUGUCAUUUUACGUAUUAUUAUAACGUUAACAAACUUAUUUAUUUUGACGUUACUUUGAUGACAUCAGUAUGCAUAACGUCUUAGAAUAUGUCACGUGUCCACACAACAUCUCGAGCUCAUUUCUGACUUCACGAUAUGUUCCUUUUAUAAAAGUGAAAUUUGGAUCGAAAGUGAACUCGUUUAAGUUAUAUGGCCCCAAGCCUAAUCACUUCCUUUUCACCAAUUGAUACUGUUAUUUGUAGCCAUGCCUUUUCACCAAAUGAUACUGUUAUAUGUAACCAUGCUUUUGCUCAGAAAUAUUAAAGCUGUUACUGUUUUA
Molecule: messenger RNA, 5307 nt
Organism: Ostrea edulis (European flat oyster)
Lineage: Eukaryota; Metazoa; Mollusca; Bivalvia; Ostreida; Ostreidae
Product: diacylglycerol lipase-beta-like
Exons: 13
Coding region: 85-2106 (673 amino acids)
Biological process (GO): lipid metabolic process
Source: RefSeq, a predicted model, not a curated record